CAAAAUGAAACUUCAUUAAACACCGCUCCCAGGAAGCAGCAUGGCGGCCGGCUCGAUUGAAAUCCCUCUCCGGGAUACAGAUGAAGUGAUCGAGCUCGAUCUUGACCAGCUGCCUGAGGGAGAUGAAGUUCUCAGUAUUUUGCGACAGGAAGUGGCUCCACUUCACAUCUGGGUCACUCUUGCUCUGGAGUAUUACAAGUCCAACUAUGUAGAGGACUUUGUGAAGAUCCUAGAUGCAUCCCGAACAGAUGCGGGACUGGACUACCCAAACUUCGAGCGUGAUCAGAUGCGAGCACUUGACACACUGGCUGCAUUUUAUGUACAGAAGGCCCACAAAGAGAAGAACAAGGACAAGAAGAGAGAACUGUUCACCCAGGCUACUCUCCUCUACACCACCGCUGAUAAAAUCAUCAUGUACGACCAGGAUAAUUAA
This is a messenger RNA of Mizuhopecten yessoensis (Yesso scallop), 433 nucleotides long. Its product is annotated as RNA polymerase-associated protein CTR9 homolog. Gene Ontology annotation, biological process: regulation of DNA-templated transcription. The transcript has 4 exons. Gene Ontology annotation, molecular function: RNA polymerase II complex binding. Gene Ontology annotation, cellular component: Cdc73/Paf1 complex. The coding region runs from base 41 to 433 and encodes 130 amino acids. Lineage: Eukaryota; Metazoa; Mollusca; Bivalvia; Pectinida; Pectinidae. The record is from RefSeq and is a predicted model, not a curated record.